Messenger RNA from Fusarium musae, 324 nucleotides. RefSeq lists its product as uncharacterized. Lineage: Eukaryota; Fungi; Ascomycota; Sordariomycetes; Hypocreales; Nectriaceae. The record is from RefSeq and is a predicted model, not a curated record. The coding region runs from base 1 to 324 and encodes 107 amino acids. The transcript is spliced from 4 exons.
AUGUAUCAGGAAUACGGUGCGAAGUAUGAGAUGAUGAUCAAAGACGCCACUUCAGCUCUAGAAAAUCUCCCCGAAUGGGAGUUACAUCAGAAGGGGCUUGAGGCUUUCGCGUUCACCAUGGAGCCAUCACCCUCGUCCGAUAGAAGAAAGGCUCUAACCAUAGGUGAUCUUCUUGUUAAGAUGCGCAUUCGAAAAAUCAGGCACUGUGUUUGGACGACCUGGAAGUAUCGCGAGGAGUCUGUCAACGCGUCAGGCCUCUGUGGAAAGCUCCGAGUCAUCCCUGUGCCAUGUCAUUCUCAAGAAUACAAGUACCAUGAAAUCUAG